Aureobasidium melanogenum CBS 110374 is the source of this 1578-nucleotide messenger RNA. RefSeq lists its product as uncharacterized. The transcript has 10 exons. Bases 1 to 1578 code for a protein of 525 amino acids. Gene Ontology annotation, molecular function: transmembrane transporter activity. NCBI's taxonomy places the organism in Eukaryota, Fungi, Ascomycota, Dothideomycetes, Dothideales, Saccotheciaceae. The record is from RefSeq and is a predicted model, not a curated record.
AUGGCUUCUAACGAUCCUGGCCUUGCACAAUUGGGCGCAGAGGCCAACGAACCUAUCAAAGGAGCAGUCCUUGAAUCAGUUGACCUCGAAGAAGCCGAGUGUCCAGUAGCUCCUGACCAGCUAGACGAACGCUAUGAAACUUCGCGCUGGGAGAUUUGGUCAUGGUACUUGUACUAUGUUGGAGCAAACGGAUUGUCUCUCUUCAAUUUUGGCCCCACUGCCUUCCAAAACUUGCUAUAUCAGCAAGCCGGAGACAGCGAGAUCUUGCACUUUAUGGGAUUGGAUCGCACUAUCAACUCCAUCGUUCUUCUCAGCAACGGAAUAUCAUUCGCCAUACAGGUUGUGUUGUUCUUGAUCAUAGGAGCUUACGCAGACUUUGGUACCCUUCGUUCCAAGAUUUUGAUCGUACUCUCUAUCGUCGCCUACGCUAUUGGUUUUGGAUGGCUCGGUGUACACACAGCAGACAAGUGGCAGAUCGGAACGGGCUUGUAUAUUGUUGGUUUGAUCGCUUAUCAGGCCACGCUUACAUACUGGAGUGCUGCCUUUGCUGGCCUGGCCAGAAACACCAGGGAAAUCCGAGAAAAGGCACAAGAUUUCGCAGAUGGUACCAUUACCCGCGAAGAGUACAAUCAUGCAGACAGCAUGAAAAGAAACGAGCUAAGCAAUGUUGCUUUUUACGUACAAUCCUGUGGUGAAAUGAUCAUUCUUGCCGUUAUCGUUGGAAUCAUGUUCGCAAUGCAUGUAGAUGAUUCCACCGCAAACAAUAACUACGGCUUGUCUGUCUUGAUCGCCUUCAGCAGUGGCGUAUGGCUGCUUCUCUCGCUACCGUGGUUCUUCAUGGAGAAGAAACGACCCGGCAUGCAAACUGAGGGGUCAAUCUUGAUAGCUGGCGUUUCUCAACUCUGGUACGCCGUCACACAGAUCUGGCAACUUCGACAAUCAUUCUGUUACCUUAUUGGAUAUUUCUUGCUAGGAGACUCAUUGAACACAAUUGUGACGGUCAUUGGCACUCUACAAAACGCCGUAGUCACUUACAACACGCUUGAGUUGACAUACCUUCUGCUCGUCGGUAUUGCCGCUCAAGCUCUAGGAAUCGGUGCAUUUUGGUACAUACAAAAGCGCUAUGGACUGUCUACAAAGACCAUGUUCAACGCUGUUGCGAUCGGAAUCAUUUUGCUAGCCGCGUGGGGCAUGAUUGGCAUCUACACGCAGAAACUUGGAUACAAGGUCAAGAUUGAGUUCUGGUUCUAUCAAGUCUUCUACGGCAUCUUCGUUUGCCCUUGGUACUCUUAUUCUCUGGUGAUGAUCUCGGAGGUUACUCCUCGAGGCAAAGAGUAUCUAUUCUUCUCUCUGUUCUCCAUGGUCGGCAAAACAUCAGCAUUUAUCGGUCCUCUGGUGUCGUCGGCAAUCAUCGAUGCGAGUCCCUCACACAACAACAGUACACCCUUCUACUUCUUGCUUGCGCUCAGCUUGGUCAGUUUUUUGUUCAUAUUCUUCUUUGUUGACCUGAGCAAGAGCCAAGAUGAGCAGGCAGAAUUCUUGCGCAAGGAGAAAGAGGCUCGCGGCAAGGCUGUCUAG